Glycine soja is the source of this 603-nucleotide messenger RNA. RefSeq names its product protein MAIN-LIKE 1-like. The transcript is spliced from 3 exons. The record is from RefSeq and is a predicted model, not a curated record. Lineage: Eukaryota; Viridiplantae; Streptophyta; Magnoliopsida; Fabales; Fabaceae. The coding region runs from base 1 to 603 and encodes 200 amino acids.
AUGGUUAGAAUGAGAGAAUUACGUCGAACUUUAGGUAGAGUUUUAGGCAAAGCUUUAGGUAGGCAUGAUGUUGAAAAUGUGGAUCAUGACACUGAUGAGCCUCAUGAGGAGCCUCACGAUCCAGUUACGGAGGAUGUAGGUGAUGGUUCACAGGGUUUUUCAGGCAGGCCCCAAGAUACACCAGUGUUGACUUCAUAUGUUGGUCAUGUGGCAGUCAAUGUGUGGGAACGUACAAAGUUAAAGUUAGCCUCUCAUGGGAGGAAGGUUGAGAAAUUUGGAAGGCUUGCACUUGAGAUUGAAGGUUUAGUAGCUGGUACAAGCUUAAGUUCUUUAAUUACAUGUUCAUUGGAGACAGGAGACAAGGGACUUUUGUUUGCUUUUGCGGAGAGGUGGCACAAGGAAACUAGCAGUUUCCAUCUGCCCAUAAGAGAGAUGAGUAUAACCCUUGAUGAUGUGGCAUCAUUAUUACAUCUACCCAUUACAGGUGCAUUCCAUAUGUAUGAUGCAAUAGAUGUAGAGCAUACUGUGGAUUUGUUAGUUGAGUUGCUUGAAGUGUCUAGACAAGAAGCAGUAGAUGAGACAAAGCACGAUAAUGGACACUAG